AUGACUGCUCCGCAUAGGGUGGGCAAAUAUGAUGUCUUCAUCAGCCACUGCGGCAAGGACUGCAAGAAAGGCUUUGCGGACCUGCUCAGGGAUGACCUUGAGCGGGCUGGGGUUCUGUGCUUCUUUGAUGAGCACAGCCUGGAGGUGGGUGAUGCUGCCCCAGCAGAGAUGCUGAAGGCCAUGGAAGAGGCCACGUAUGGGGUCGUUAUCCUAUCCCCAGGCUUUUGGGAGAGGGAGUGGUGCAUGAAGGAACUGGAGACCUUCGUGCGGAGGGGGAGGUUUGUGCCGGUCUUCUACGAGGGCUUCCAAGCAGUCAGUGCGGCAGCAGAGGCGGCGAUGGCAAAACGAGUGUGGAGGGGCUUUCAGCAGUCCAAGUGGGAUGAGGAAGCAUAUCGGCGGUUGGCCCAAGAAAGCGCCAGCUUCACUGGGAUCAGGCUGGAAGAAGAGAGCUGGUGGCUCUCAUGUAUCCGCAGGGUCAGGUACGAGGUGCUGAGACUCCUUGGCAAGGUGGGGGGUGGCAUUCAGAUUUCGGAGGAUGAGCUGUUGGUGGGGCAGAAGGAGCAUCUGAGGGAGCUUAAGAGGCUGCUGGGGUUGUCUCAGGAGGGGGUAGCAGGCACCGGUGGAACCCAAGCGGCGGGAGAGAUCCUCAAGCAGUUGGGCAAUGUCGACGAGGAUCCUGGGAAUCCCGAUCGGGGCAGGGAACUGAUCCGUCAAAGGCUUAACGGAAAACGAGUUCUAAUCUGCCUGGACGACGUAUGGGAGACGGUGUGUAUCGAGACCGCGGUCGUCAACGUCAGCGACCUCGCUCUAGGCAGCCGCAUUCUGAAGACGUCCCGGAAGAAGGAGAGCAUCGGGGGCCAUGUCCACGAUCUGGACUCGCUGGAUCCGGAACCUGCCUGGGAGCUGUUUUGCUGGCACGCGUUUGGGGGUAAGAUGCCACCGGAGGGUCUCGCCGAGCUGGCGAAGAAGGCGGCAGCGAGGUGCGGAGGUCUGCCUCUGGCCAUCAGGGUGCUGGGCAGGCAGGUGGCCGAGGCGGGGGACAAGAAGAAGCGGCUUGAGGACUUCAUUGCCCUUCCCCGCGAUGACGACGCCAUGAUCGACUGCCGAAAUAUAAUCAGAACAAGCUAUGACAACCUGCCCGUUGAGCCGCGAGGUCUAGGGGACGUCUUCAUCCUCGUCGCUGGCGUGUGGCCUCGGAAUCCCGAGUUCAUGCAGCAUCAGAGAGCCGUCGAGAACUUGGGGGCGGCAGUGUAUGGGGACGAGCCUAGAAGCACAAGGUUUAAACUGGCUAGCAAAGCGCUGGAAAAGCUCAACAGCCUCUCGCUCGUUGGGCUGAAGGUAAAGGCUUUCGGUUAUAGGGGAGACGUCUCGGGAGGCGUCUCGCUUACAGUUCAUGAUCUAAUAGUCGAUGUCGCGGAUGGGCUGAUUGAAAGGGGGGCCGCAGAGUCUGAACGAUUCUACCAGCCUGCCGGAGUCGCUCGGGCGGCUGACGGGGCUGACGAGCCUGAAUUUGCGAUGGUGCAACAAGCUGCGGAGCCUGCCGGAGUCGGUCGGGCGCUGACGGGGCUGACGAGCCUGGACCUGCGAGUGCGGGCGCUGCAGAGCCUGCCGGAGUCGGUCGGGGCGCUGACGGGGCUCACGAGCCUGGACCUGCACAUUUGCGGGGCGCUAGCGAGCCUGCCGGAGUCGGUCGGGGCGCUGACGGGGCUGACGAGCCUGGACCUGAACGACUGCCAAGCGCUUCAGGGAGCAAGUCAAUAUUGGUGGGCCGCAGCAAAAGGCGAAGCAUGGGCGCAGGUCAACCUGGGCGCGUGCUUCUACCACGGCACGUGGGUGGAGAAGGACGAGGCGCGCGCCGCCGAGCUGUACGCGAAGGCCGCCGAGCAGGGCGACGCGGAGGCGCAGUGCAGACUGGGUAACUGUUAUGCAAGAGGCAGGGGCGUCGAGAAGGACGGGGCAAUAGCGGUAAAGUGGAUGCGAACGGCUGCUGAGCAGGGGGACCCGGCCAUGGUGGCAAAUUUGGCGGAGGUUUUGAUGGAGGGUCUGGGAGGUGCACCGAAUUGGGUCGAGGCGCUGCGACUGUUCGAGUCGUCAUUGAAUAUAUGUGCACCUUCGAAGGUCACAUCAGCUUGGAUGCUCUGGGGUGGUCGGAAUGGAGUUCGACAGGACAGGCUCAAGGCCAAGACGAUGUGCGAGGAGGUCCUGACGACAGAGGAUCUGGACGACCAACUCAAGGGUUGGGAAGCAGUCGGCUGGACUUGGCCUGCUGCAUUGGAGUGGUUCCGAGGCGAAGCUUGGCGCGCUGACGAACCGUCCGGCGAGGCCCUCGAGAGAGGCGAAGGCGACAGGGGACUGCAUCAAGAAGCAGACGAAAACGGAAGAGGAUCCCUCCACCCUAGACCUGUGGACUUUGGAAAGGGCGCUCUGGCCGAACCAUCUGGACGUGCCGAGAAUGCGGGAGAGUCGCACGAAAACCCUGCUGCUGUGUUAUCGAACACUGCACACUCGGGAGAAGCCCUGGGCCCCCGACGCCGGCCGACGUUCGUGAUUCUGCAACACAUUUCUACCACUGCCGGCAUCGUUGCCAUUGCUCUUGGCGUUGUAGCUAUUGCCAUUGCCGUAAGCGAGACACGCCGACGAGAUCUGCCUACCGCAACACGUCGAAAUACCAGUAGAGGCGACCGUCGCCGGAAGGGAAGCACCGUCCGAUGCAUCGCGGACAUCCGCUGUGCGAACGGCACGGUCAUCGAGGUCCAGCACAGCGCCAUCUCGUCGACCGAGAUGCUGAAGAGAGAGGCCGUGCACGACGACAUCAUCUGGGUGGUGGACGCCAGAACACCGCGGUCGUGCAAGAGCGAGGAGUGCCGAGACGAGUCGUGCGACGGCCGUCACAUACCGGUGGUGGAGCGAGUCGCGGGCGAUCUGACCAACAUGCCUCCAGCUCCUGCCACGUCAGAGUUCGCCAUCUUCACCAUCGAGGUCAGGGGCCUGAGCUUCCCGUUCGCAUCGAAUCGCACCGUGGUCUUCGACACCGCACAAGGCCUCUUCUCGCUGCGACGCCGUCUCGGCCGCAGGGCGUUCCUAGGUGCCAAGGUGGACUCGCGUCGGUUCUUCGAGACCUACUUCAGCCCCAUCAGCGCCUCUUGUACGGACGAACUGGUCGCCCGAUACGCAGCGACGUGCGUGGCGUCUGAUCCGACCGGGGUCGAGAAAGCUCAAUUCAAGAGAUGGGGCUUUGUCUGGCAACCCGGCAAGUGCUCAUGGCGGCCUGUAAGCACGCCCGUCGAGCGGGCACCGGAACCUCCACCGGAGGAAGAGUGCUUCAGAGCAGCACUGUCUCCUUCGGAACCGUCGCGGAACCUUGACGACGCGGAGAGAGGCCCGAGGCUCCACACCGAGCCUAAGAGCCCGAUCACCUUCACCAAAGAAGACACUCCUUCGAGCGUAAACCCUCUACCGGCUGGCGCAUCGGAAGAUACGUACUAG
This is a messenger RNA of Klebsormidium nitens, 3486 nucleotides long. NCBI's taxonomy places the organism in Eukaryota, Viridiplantae, Streptophyta, Klebsormidiophyceae, Klebsormidiales, Klebsormidiaceae. The record is from the annotation of a GenBank genome assembly.